Molecule: messenger RNA, 1688 nt
Organism: Cannabis sativa
Lineage: Eukaryota; Viridiplantae; Streptophyta; Magnoliopsida; Rosales; Cannabaceae
Product: WAT1-related protein At5g07050
Exons: 7
Coding region: 278-1507 (409 amino acids)
Cellular component (GO): plasma membrane
Molecular function (GO): transmembrane transporter activity
Source: RefSeq, a predicted model, not a curated record
AGGACAAUUAUAAUAGUGGACAUUAGUGAAUGAUGACACUAUCAUCCCAAAAGAUGUUGCGCAGAGAGAGAGAGAGAGUUUAUCUGCAUACGUACAUAGCCCUAGAAGGCUCCAACAAAGAGCAACAAGCAGAUAUAAAUAUGUGAGUUCACUUAACCAUUUCCUUAGGAAAAACACAGCACUUCUAGUACUGUUUUCCUCUUCACUAAUUCCUCCAAACAUCCUAUAUAUUGCUAAUAUAUUACUUAUAUAUUUAUUAGUAUUGUGUGUGAGCAAAAUGGUGAAGCUAAGCAACUUUUAUGAAACCUCCAAACCCUACUUUGCCAUGAUCUCUUUACAAUUCGGCUAUGCUGGCAUGAACAUCAUCACUAAAGUGUCCCUAAACCGUGGCAUGAGCCACUACGUCCUUGUUGUUUACCGUCAUGCCAUCGCCACUGCGGUCAUCGCCCCCUUCGCCAUAUAUUUUGAGAGGAAAGCACAACCCAAGAUAACUUUCCCAGUUUUCAUGCAAUUAUUUAUCCUUGCUCUUCUUGGUCCGGUGAUUGAUCAAAACUUUUACUACGCUGGUUUGAAAUUUACGUCUCCAACUUUCUCGUGUGCAAUGAGUAACAUGCUUCCUGCAAUGACAUUUGUAAUGGCCGUCUUAUGUGGAAUGGAAAAGGUGGACAUGAAAAGAGUGAGGUGCCAAGCAAAAGUAGUGGGAACAUCAGUGACGGUGGCUGGGGCAAUGUUGAUGACUUUAUACAAAGGUCCCAUAGUGGAGAUGGUAUGGUCUAGGCAUAUUCAACCUAAGGAAUCUGAUGUUGCUGACACCACCGCCGAGAAGCACUGGUUUCUUGGCUCCAUCUUCCUUAUAAUCGCCACACUUGCUUGGGCUUCUCUCUUUGUCUUGCAAAACAAGGCGUUAAAGACGUACAAGAAUCACCAACUUUCCCUUACAACGUUAGUGUGUUUAAUUGGAACAAUACAAGCCGUUGCUGUCACCUUUGUUGCCGAACACAAACUCUCUGUGUGGAGCAUUGGUUGGGAUAUGAAUUUACUUGCUGCUGCCUAUGCUGGAAUUGUUACAUCAAGCAUUUCAUACUAUGUCCAAGGCAUAGUGAUGAAGAAAAGAGGACCAGUGUUUGCUACUGCUUUUAGUCCAUUGAUGAUGAUCAUUGUAGCCAUCAUGGGCUCUUUUAUCCUGGCUGAGAAAAUUUUUCUUGGAAGUGUGCUUGGUGCGGUUUUGAUAGUCAUUGGGCUUUACUCAGUCCUAUGGGGAAAGCACAAAGAAGCAAUAGAAAAUGAGGAGAUACCAGAAGCUAUAAAGUAUCAUCAUAAUCAUGUAAAUGUCAUUAAUGGAAUUUCAGUGAUUGAAGAUAUUGAAACUAAUAAUAAGCUGGGAGAUGAACUUAAGAAGGGAGAUCAAUUAUUGAUCAAUAAUAACAAGCUUAUAAUUUCCUCUGUUGCCAUAAGUUUGCCUAUCCAAGAUCCAUCAAUGAAACCCAACCAAUUACCAAAGGCCUAAUCAAAAAUCAAGUGAAAUAAUGGGAAUAUUGUGGGGAUGGGCUUUUUUGUCUUCUUCAUCCUCGAUUUUUUUUUCUUUUUCUAUUUUAGAUAUAAAUAUCAGUUUACAUUUCGGGUUUUGCACUAUGUAGUAUGUAUGUUAAUGUUAAGGAGUAAUUAAUGAAAUUAAUAUAUUAUGAUAA